This is a messenger RNA of Sphaeroforma arctica JP610, 150 nucleotides long. RefSeq lists its product as hypothetical. NCBI's taxonomy places the organism in Eukaryota, Ichthyosporea, Ichthyophonida. The record is from RefSeq and is a predicted model, not a curated record. The transcript has a single exon. The annotation marks the transcript as partial.
AUGUUUAUACCGUGCACGUAUCAGGCGACUGCCACUCAGGCGGAAGGGGAGAGGGACGCUGCCCUGGCAGAACGGGACACUCUGGCCCAGGCACUGGCCACUGCAAAAGACCAUGUGAGCACUGUGGAGGCUGAGCUGGAAUCACUCAAG